AAAGAACGUCGUAGUGAAAUAAAUAUUCAUCAAUCAACACUUCGACAACAAUUACUUGACAAACAAACGAAAACAAGUGAAGUGUCUAGUGAAUUACAUGAUCGAAUAGCAAAAAUAGAAAAAUUAAGAAAACGAUAUCAAAUUGUUAAUAUUUCAAUGGCACCACCUGAAGGUGCUACAGAAGAAGAAACACCUCAAAACUAUUAUGUUAUUAAGGUAUAAUACCCGACGUUAAUAAAAAUAAAAAGGAAAUUAUAGACUUUGGUUCAGAUGACACGAUUUUCCAAAAUGUUAUCUGUCCAGGACCGAUAACUGGAAUGCCAAUGGGUACAGAUCCUUGACCAUAUUUAGCUAAUCUUGUUUCUGUAUAAAUCAGAAUUUAAGUUUCUAGAUAAAAAUACAAAGGAACUUUACUCCUCGUGUCAAUCACU
Messenger RNA from Didymodactylos carnosus, 431 nucleotides. Lineage: Eukaryota; Metazoa; Rotifera; Eurotatoria; Philodinida; Philodinidae. The record is from the annotation of a GenBank genome assembly.